Molecule: messenger RNA, 809 nt
Organism: Amaranthus tricolor (Joseph's coat)
Lineage: Eukaryota; Viridiplantae; Streptophyta; Magnoliopsida; Caryophyllales; Amaranthaceae
Product: histone H2A.6
Exons: 2
Coding region: 113-511 (132 amino acids)
Cellular component (GO): nucleosome
Molecular function (GO): protein heterodimerization activity; DNA binding; structural constituent of chromatin
Source: RefSeq, a predicted model, not a curated record
GAUUUACUCGCAGAACAUUUCACUUUCUCUCCCCUCGAAACGAAACUCAUCUCAUUCUCUCACUACAAAAUCGUCCUCAACUUCGAGUUUUCUAGAUUGAAGCCUUUCAUUAAUGGCAGGAAGAGGUAAAACCCUAGGUUCUGGUGCCUCUAAGAAGGCUACAUCUCGUAGCAGUAAGGCUGGUUUGCAGUUUCCUGUUGGUCGUAUUGCUAGGUUUUUGAAAGCCGGCAAGUAUGCUGAACGUGUUGGUGCUGGAGCUCCGGUUUACCUUGCUGCUGUUCUUGAGUAUCUUGCUGCUGAGGUUUUGGAACUGGCAGGAAAUGCUGCAAGAGACAACAAGAAAACCCGAAUUGUCCCAAGGCACAUUCAAUUGGCAGUAAGGAACGAUGAAGAAUUGAGCAAAUUGCUUGGUGAUGUAACAAUUGCAAAUGGAGGUGUGAUGCCCAACAUUCACAAUCUUCUUUUACCAAAGAAGAGUGGGACUAAAUCUUCUGCAGAGGAUGAUUCUUAGAAUUGAUGAUUUGGGAAAAUAUUGUUCAAUUUGGGAUUAAUUGUGGCUUACUUUGUUAGAUUGUUAUAAGAUCAAGUUAGGGUUAGAGUAUUUAGCAUUUAAGCUUACUUUUGUGGGUAAUUUGUGUUUAAUUUAUUGUUAUGUUUAGAGGUCUUGGAUAGAAUUUAUCACUUUUUAGUGUGUAUAAGUUUCUUUGUUUCAUUUUCCUGACAAUUAAAAGAAACAACAAUGAAAUAUUUCCAGUAUCUCUUUUUUGUGGAAAUUACUUAAAAUUGAAUAGCAUCUCUUUUAGUGUGUA